AUGUCUGCAGAGGUUAGAAGAGACACCGUUACAUUCUUCAUUAAACUGAUAUCUAUUUCAAUUGUUUUAGGGACAUCAUUCGCUGCAGAAUUUAUCGACAGUCUGGCUGUGUCAGAAACGAAAUCUGUUCCGAGUGACAUUAGUACAUCCAGCCGGCACAAACGGGCGCCCGGUUGGGGUAAACGGGCGCCUGGUUGGGGUAAACGGGCGCCUGGUUGGGGUAAGAGGUCUGACGUGAGCAAAGAUCUUUUCGACCCACAAGAAGCUGUUUUGGACAAUUUAAGAAUUUCUGCCUUGAAGUCAAACUCAUAUUUGCCAGAGGAAAUUUCCUCUUCUGAACAAAAGAAGAGGGAUCCCGGAUGGGGCAAAAUAUCGUGUCAAAACGAUGCAUACGCAUAUCCUUGGUUAAGAGAUCGAAGCAAUGCUCUUCCCUAUUGGAGGAAGAGGAGAAUUGGUGCUGAACAAGACAAUGGAAUCAUUGAUAUUGAAAGAAGAGCUCCAGGGUGGGGCAAACGGGCACCGGGCUUGGGGAAGAGAAACUAUGAGGAGGAUUUGAGUUCAAACAAUGCAGACAUGGACAGUGGAUAUGAUAGCUGGGACAGUAAUAGUAAUGUUGAUGAACAAUUAUUUGAAAAUUCAGAAAUAUCCCAGGAGCCUAUGAUUAGCUAUACAGUUUUGCCCGGAAGGACGCUUUUGUCUCAAGAUGUAUUUUCUGUAGAAAGUGGAGCAACCGGCUUGGCAGGUAAACGAGCUCCUGGAUGGGGAAAGAGAGACUAUCAUAGUGAAAUGGCUGACGAGGCUGUUUCCCAACAAAAACGAGCACCAGGAUGGGGCAAGAGAAGCUAUCAUAGUGAUGCAGUUGAUGAGGAUGCACAGACAGAAAAACGAGCACCCGGGUGGGGGAAGAGAGCACCUGGAUGGGGUAAGAGAGCACCUGGAUGGGGGAAGAGAGCACCUGGAUGGGGUAAGCGAUCUCAAGGUUGGGAAGGAAAACGAGCUCCUGGAUGGGGCAAGAGAAGCUACCAGACUGAAGUAAUUGACGAGGACGCAACCACAGACAAAAGAGCACCAGGCUGGGGUAAAAGAGCUCCUGGGUGGGGGAAAAGAACUUACGAAACUGAGCUGGAGGACGAAGUCAGUGACAAACGGGCUCCAGGAUGGGGAAAACGUGCAGCCACCAGGGUGAAAAGAUCGCAAAAUUCUAUCAACAAAUCUACGAAAGACAACUGUAACAAGUUGCAGUUUUUAGAGAGUGCCUACAUAGCCAAAAUUCAAGAGCUCGCUGGCCGACGGUCCACUGAGUGCGGAAACACGAACGACGCUAACAAGAUCUUGGGGAGUAGAGACAACUGA
Molecule: messenger RNA, 1353 nt
Organism: Candidula unifasciata
Lineage: Eukaryota; Metazoa; Mollusca; Gastropoda; Stylommatophora; Geomitridae
Source: the annotation of a GenBank genome assembly